AUGAAUAGUCGGAAGAAUUUUGGACCGUCCAUCUACCAGCAGCUUCUCGAGAAGCUCGAUGAAGUCACCAAGAAGCAGAAGCAAUCUGAGAAGGAUUUCCCGACAUCCCCCUCCUCCCCCACGAUCUACGACCUCUGGCGAGGCUUGCACCCUUCCUCCUCCUCAACCUUCGGCUGCCCCCACUGUCCCCACUGCACCUCCCCUCUGACCCCUCACUUCCCGCAGCUCCCCCCAGCGCCCCUCCUGACGUCCUUGAACAGCUGCCAGACCCAUCUCCAGUUCAUCAACGCCAUCGUCUGGGCGAAGUCCCUGAUGACAGCCUCCCCACUUGUCCCAAUCACCGAGGUGAAGAGGAUCCUCAAGGCCCUCGUGGAGAUCGAAGAAGACACGCCCCCGAGGCUCACAUCCCAGGUGGAGGUUCCAAGGGGGUCAUCUACGGAGACUAGACAGCCUUCCCUCCUGCCCCCCACCCUCACGAUGAUCCUGGAGGUGCCCCCAGGUGCUCAGGAAUCUCGAAAAGGAUCUGGGGAACACGAGAAACCGAAGGAAUCCUCGUCUUCACGGGGAAACGAACACCUGAAGGACUCGGAAUCUUCAGGAAAUCGAGCCAAGAACACGAUUGUUCUGGAGAAGACGGAUCAGGAGGUGUCAGCAGGCUUCCAGAAGCCAAAAGGACCUGGGGAGCACGAGAACCCGAAGAAAUCCUCGUCUUCAGGGCAGGGGAAGCCUCAGGAAAACUCUGAAUCCUCACAAAGUCAAGUGAAAAGAAGGAAAUUAGAGGAAAAUGACAGUGCAGUUGUCCUCUCUGAAUCCCCCAGCAGAACCUGGGCCUCCGACAAUCGGGAUUUACCCCAGGAUUAUCCGAGGAAGACAGUGAUCCCUGACAGUGACGAAGAGGCGAGUCAGAUGACCCCAGACAUGAGUUUCGGGGGGUCUUAUGAGUGGAAUGACUCCACCAAGGACAGCGGUCUCGAGGGCGACGCGGAGCCAUUGCCUCCAGGUCUUGAAGAUGUUCUCCAGGAAGUCUGUGAGUUUGUGCAGGAGAUCGAGGAAGAGGAGGACGAGGCCAUCUCGUCGGUGGAGUUGUCUGGAAUUCUCCAGGAUUUGCCCGUCAUUUCGGUUGCCUUGAGCAUCGUCAGGAACGCACUGAGGGCUCUGGAGGCUGAGGACUCGGUUGAGUAUUGCUGGAGGGAGGGCGGCAUUGUGCAGAGGGCGGUCAAGGAGAUUUUGGGAUUUAUUGAUACUGUUGCUGUGGAGGAGUACAAGUAUCCUGGGUAUUUGGACUUCUUUGUUAAGUGCUCGGUGCAGACUGUGGUCAAUGUCUUCGAGAGGAAUGCCGGGGAGAGUCACGUGGGUGUAAAAAGGUAUCACCACUUGAGAACAACCCUCGAGCUUUGCAACUGUCGACCAAUUUGUGAAGAAAUAAUCUCCUACCUCUUCCAGUCCUUAUCAAAACUAUCCGACGAAGAUUCAACACUAGAGGAAUCCCCAUUCAUCGUGUCAAGUCAAUCGAAAAUGUGUCUCAUCCUGGACACUCUCUACAUGACAUUGGAAAAAUACCGCAGCAUCAUGAACUCGGACCCCGCGCAGCCAUCCCUAGAUUUUUUUCAUGUGGGGAUCGUUAAGCCAGCAGAGAAAUUAUUAAACUCGUGGGAGAUCCAUAUGAACAAUUUUGUUACUAAAAAUCUUGAAGUUUGUACAUGGAAAGUUUUAUUCCUGGAGAAUCUCUUUUGCAAUCUGAAGACUCAGUUGAAAGAAAGGAAUCAAAUUUAA
Messenger RNA from Diachasma alloeum, 1773 nucleotides. RefSeq lists its product as uncharacterized. The coding region runs from base 1 to 1773 and encodes 590 amino acids. The record is from RefSeq and is a predicted model, not a curated record. NCBI's taxonomy places the organism in Eukaryota, Metazoa, Arthropoda, Insecta, Hymenoptera, Braconidae. The transcript is spliced from 3 exons.